Messenger RNA from Temnothorax curvispinosus, 2322 nucleotides. RefSeq names its product WAS/WASL-interacting protein family member 3-like. Lineage: Eukaryota; Metazoa; Arthropoda; Insecta; Hymenoptera; Formicidae. Bases 396 to 1781 code for a protein of 461 amino acids. The transcript is spliced from 5 exons. Gene Ontology annotation, molecular function: actin binding. The record is from RefSeq and is a predicted model, not a curated record.
CCGUCGUCCACCGUCAGCGGUCAGAUCGCGGAUCGCACGCGCCUGACGUCGCGCAACGUCGCGUAGAGUGGCGGGUGGCGGUUAGAGACAAAAAGCGGCUGCUGCCGAGGUGUGCCUGUGCCUCUCUUUCUCUCUUUUUCUCUCUCUCGGCCUCUUUCUCUCCCGCACACGUCAACGCGUGUGAACGCGCGUGACUCGGCGUGAGAACCCAACUACUUAACCCGUGGACCCUAAGGGAUUCAUCGGCGGGGGUGCCGGGGGUCCGCACACACCGGACACCGGUCACCGCGACCCCCCCGGGGCAGGCUCCGUUGUCUCUUGGAUCUUCUCUACCUGUGCUCCGAAAACGGAAACGGCCGAUCCCUCCUCUCUCCCCCGGCCCUCCCCCCCAGCGAAUGACACAUCUCGGUGGAACGAACCGAAAUCGUAAAUCGAGGAUAGCGAGAAUGUCUGUGCCACCUCCGCCACCGCCUCCGCAGGCUGGUGCGGCUGGUGCUUCUGCUGGCCCACCAGUGGGCGAUAACAGGGGCAUGUUGCUGCAGUCCAUAAGGGCCGGCAAAACUCUGAAGAAGACUGUUACCGUGGAUAAGAGCGUGCCUGCUGUUGCUGGGAGAGUAAAAGGCGAAUCGAUGAACUCUUUGUUAAGCAAUAGCAGUAGUAGAACUAAUAGCUCUAGUAGUGGAAUGAGCAGCGGCAACAGUAACAGCAGCAGCGGCACCACUACCACCACCACUGCGUCCAGCAAUGGUGGGCCCAUGUCGCUGGGCGGUUUAUUCGCGGGUGGUAUGCCAAAAUUAAAACCUACGGGACUUAGAGGAAACAUGACCGAGAAGGAGGGACAGAGUGUAAAUAAUUCUAGCUUUCUUCAUUCGUCACCUGGAUCGUCCCACAGUAUGAAACGUGGCCCGCCUCCAGUUCCGCCUCCAGCCGCGCAAAAACCGCAGAUAUUCAGUCAGGGGCAAAGUACCACCGAUUCCACGACGAGCAAUCCGGAGGUUGCACCCAGAGGAUUCGCGAAAUCACCCAUCGUGCCUAAACCAGCGCCGUUUGCCACCCUGCAGAAACCGUCGCCGCCGCCUAAAAAGCUGAAUCUGACGAGUAGCGCCGCGAGUGUGGCGAGGGCGCAGAGCAUGCGACUACCGCGAUCACCUCCGGUCCUGGUGCCGUCUUCCUUGCACCAGUCGCAGGAUUGUUUGAACGAAGCUGCGACGCCGCAGCCGACGAGACCCGCGAAUCGAGUUCUUAGGCCACCCGUGACGAGACCACCGUCACCGCCGAUCUCGCGAGCGAUCAUGCCUACGACGAGGCCACCGUCACCGCCAGCACCGCCGGCCUCGCGGUCGCACACGAUGCCGAUUACCGUGAUGAGAGCGGCGCCGCCGCCGCCGUCGAGGGUCACGGUCACCGCGCCGUGUAUACCGCCACCACCACCGCCGCUUCCCCAUCGUCCCGCACCCACGCAUCAGAGACUGGCACCGCCGCCGCCGCCGCCGCCGACGCCUCCUACCAGGAGUCUGUCCGUGCGCAACGGCGGCGGCCAGGCGGGAACCUCCGUCGAUCUGGAGGUACGAUUCGCCGAGAUGUUUCACGCCACGUCGAGUUUUCCACCACCGGAACCCUUCAGAGCCUUCGCAAAGGUUUAUAGUAGCAGGAACGCAGCAAAGCAACAAGCACCAGCUCCACCUCUUCAACCAUCAUCUACUCCUAACACCCUGCAUUCGUUAAAUACUUCGUCUGGGAGUAAACAGUGGCAACACAACGCGACCUCUUUGGCAUAUUGAAAUCUGUGCAUACUUAAAUCACUGCUUUGUGCAUUGAUAUUAUUUAAAAACUUCUCGAUGCUGCCACAAUAAAAUAAAAUGUUAAACUAAGUGAGCAUGAAAAGUGUGAAUCGGCAAAGUAUAAAAGUUUGAGAGAAAGAGAAAGAUUUUCCGAAUUCGCGAACCCAGUUAUACAAUAAAAUGUUUUAGACAAUAUUUUCUGUACAGUUUAUCUUAGGAGAAAAAGAGUAUAUUUAAUAUAGAUUAUACUUACAUAUACACACACAUGCAUAUAUAAAUAUAUGUACAUAUUUACAUAUACAUGUGUGUGUGUGUGUGUGUGCGCGCGUGUGUGUAUGUGCGUGCGUGUUGUGUAAAAGAAUUGUUAGAAAUUCUAGGCCUGUUAUUAUCUAACAGAAAUCUAAAAGAGAUUAAAGUGGAAGGCACAUUUAUUUUCAUUCUAAAAACAACAUACUCAUUUAAUCUUCUUACUUAUUGUAUUACAUUUUUCUUAUUUACCUCUGUAAAAUGAAUAAAUAUCACGCCAAAAUCGUUAAUUCAA